UCAUUACUAUUACUAUAAAUAAUAAAAAAUUUAUAUAUCAAAAAUCAACAAAACCAUUUUAUCUUAGAAACAUAAAAACAAGACCGAUCGGUUCCUCAAUUAUUGUUAUUAAGAUAAAUUUGGAGAGUGGUAAUAUUUAUAUAUAUAUAUAUAUAAUUAUAUAUAAAUAUCUAUAUCUACAGUUGAUAGGAUGGAUGUAGCUGCGGAUCAUGUUGACUCUGCCAAAAUUUGCAGUCACUGUGACAGAGCUAUUCCUUCUUCAAAUAUUGAUCUGCAUUAUGCUCACUGCUCACGUAACUUAGAGAAGUGUAAAAUUUGUGGUGAUAUGGUGCCCAGAAAGCAUGCAGAUGAACAUUACUCAAGCACCCAUGCUCCGGUAACCUGUUCACUGUGCAAUGAGCUGAUGGAACGUGAAAUUCUACCUGUGCAUAAAGGUGAAAAAUGUCCGAAAAGAAUUGUAACGUGUGAUUAUUGUGAUUUUCCUUUGCCUGCCAUCGACCUAUUUGAGCAUCAGGAAGUUUGUGGAAAUAGGACAGAGCUAUGUCAUCUCUGUAACAGAUAUAUUAGACUCCGAGAGAUCUCUGCCCAUGAAGUCACAUGUAACGGUGUUCCUGCUGAAGUUCCCAGGGCAAUACGGGAAGCUGAAAGAGACCGGGCAGCUAGAAGGCCGCCACCACAAGACUUCUCCACACGCCGGCUUUUAUUCACUAUAGCCAUAACUGGACUUGCCAUUUUUCUUGGAUCACUUCUUUUCCAGAGAAAAUCAAACAUCAGUCAACUUAACUAAAAAGUCAAAAGUCAACCUGGAGACCAAUAGAAGUCUCGUGUGUUAAACAUGUUUGACUAUAAUUUCAUAUGACAUCAUCCCAGACAUUACUGGUGAUCAUUCUGUUUUAUUUCGUGUAUAUUGACGUCCAAUGAAAAUACUUUGCAGUUUGCACUCCUUGUAAGAAUAUAUUCUCUGUUUACUUCAUACCCAAAAAUCAAUAAAAUCUAGUGUAAUUAUGAGUUCA
Molecule: messenger RNA, 1013 nt
Organism: Erigeron canadensis
Lineage: Eukaryota; Viridiplantae; Streptophyta; Magnoliopsida; Asterales; Asteraceae
Product: TRAF-type zinc finger domain-containing protein 1-like
Exons: 6
Coding region: 191-787 (198 amino acids)
Molecular function (GO): zinc ion binding
Source: RefSeq, a predicted model, not a curated record